Molecule: messenger RNA, 13223 nt
Organism: Ceratitis capitata (Mediterranean fruit fly)
Lineage: Eukaryota; Metazoa; Arthropoda; Insecta; Diptera; Tephritidae
Gene: Apoltp
Product: apolipophorins
Exons: 24
Coding region: 178-13164 (4328 amino acids)
Biological process (GO): lipid transport
Molecular function (GO): lipid carrier activity
Source: RefSeq, a predicted model, not a curated record
UUUAUUAUGGAAUAGACGUUGUGCUACAUCUUCGAAAUUAGAUUAUUUUUUUCUAAAUGGGCUUGGAAAUCAUAUUUCCGUGAAUCCCAAGUCAGGUUAAAAAAUAAAAUCUACAGCAACAAAUUAAUAUAUAAAACAGAAGGUAUUACGCAAUCGAUUACUUCGUAUAGCACUAUUAUGUGGCGGCUUUUAAGGGCUAUCUUAUUUCUCUUAUGUAUUCAGUGGGGAUAUACUCAUCAAAAUCCUUUCCGUGAUCCAAAUUUUUGUGGCAACCCUCAAUGUGAAAUCUCUUCAAAGAAAUUCAAUUUUGUAGACAAGGUAUAUAAAUAUGAAUACACCAUUGAUUUGAAAACCGAGUUCUCGGGAACGGGGAACAAUGCAUCCAGCCUAUUCUUUAAAGCUACAGUAGAGAUAAAUUUUCCUAAGCCAUGUGAUGGAUUCCUUCGAAUUAAAGACGUAAAACUUAGGGAUGCUCUGAGUCAAAACGAUGAUGAGAUUGACAAUAAAGUGGACAAAGAAAUUGAUAACUCGAACGUUGAUGAUUAUUACGGGGAGUUUACUGAUUCCAGUGGCUCCGAUGAAGAAAGUGAAGUCGAUACCGAUUCUAGUGAUACUCAUCCUCACAGUUUGGAGAUAGCAACCGAACUAAAGAAAUAUUUAUUACGAUUUGCAUUUAACGAUGGCACGAUUACGGAAAUAUGCCCGAGCGCAAAAGAAAAAAUUUGGACAUUAAAUUUUAAAAGAGGUAUUUUAUCUACUUUACAAAAUACGAUGUUGCGCCUAGAUGUCGACUUUAACACAACGGAAACGGAUAUAGCUGGUGAAUGUAAAGUAAAAUACUCAUUAGAGAAAGUGAAUGAUGUUUUUAUUAAGAUACGUAAAACCAAAAAUAUGCCAACCUGUCAAAAACGAUAUUCAACUAAUUCUAUACUGCAAUCCGUACCCUAUGACUUUCGCAACGAUAAAACUAUGUGGCCAUUACUUGAUUCCAGCAGUUAUUGUGUUAUGACGAUUAACAAGAAGUUAUAUCAAGAUAUUACUUGCUACGACCAACACAAAUUUAUACCUUUCUCAAAUAAUAAUACUGGGGCAGUUACCAACGUGGUUUCUCGGCUCGAGUUGCUUAGCGAGGAAAGUGAUAUAAACGAAAAGUUUUUAAACGAACGUGACGAAAUUGUGGAGCGACGUUCAAAUCUUCUCUUUGACCAUACACCAUCUGCAAAACCAACGAAAAGCGAAAUUAAGUUGGCAAGAGAUUUGUUAAAGGAAAUGUGCGCAUUGGGAUUUCCAUAUAUUCAACGGGAAUUCAUAAAUGUUUUCACAAACUUUUUACAUACAAUCAAACAACUGGACUAUGAGGCAUUGACUCAACUUCUCGCACGGUCAACUAGUAUAUGUGAAAAAGGAAGAAAUCAUGUCUUAGAUUCCUUACCUUAUGCGGGUAGCUCUGCAUCGUUGCAGCUCAUGAGGGAUCAACUUCUUACAAAUGGUGUAUCUAAAAAAAUGGCAAUUUCUUGGCUUAAAUCGAUAUCGUUUCUCCAGCGUCCUGAUGAUGAAACAGUUGAAACUAUUUAUACAAUUUUUGAAUUCUCACGCACAAAAGAUGAACCUGAAUAUACGUUGUGUACCUCUGCCGUUAUACAUAGCUAUUGCCGAUAUAAUACUGAUUGUAUAAGUAAUAUGCGAGUUAAAUGGAUCACAGAAGCACUUGAGAGGGAGUUUAUAAAUAUCUUCAAUUCUUUCCGUGGUGAAAGGCGUUUAUACGAAAGAAUGGUCGUUAUACUGAAAGGACUAGGAAAUAUUGGCUUGCUAUCUGAACAUUUCGUUGAACAACUGCAAAAAAUUAUUGGGAAUGAAAAAGAAAUGUUACAACUUAGAUUGGAAUCAAUAUACACAUUUAGACGAGUGAAUUGCAUUGCACAUCGUUCAUUCUUUAUGGAUAUGUACACUAACUUUUUCAUCAAUUCGGAAAUUCGUAUUGCGGCUUAUUUGCAAACAAUGCGCUGCCCUGAUUACCACUCAAUCACCAAGAUAAAAGCCAUUCUACAAAAUGAAGCAGUCAAUCAAGUCGGCUCCUUUGUAUGGUCACAUUUGAGAAAUUUGGCCAAAUCAUCAUCACCGUUAUAUGUAGUGGUUCAAAGUUACUUAAUGGACGAAGUUAUAAAUGAAAAAUAUAAAUUAGAUUUUUGGAAAUUUUCGCGUAAUUAUCAGCAAAACUUCUUUUUCGACGAGUUUAAUUUCGGCAGUACAACGGAUUCGAAUUUAAUUUUUGGUACUGAAUCGUACCUGCCCCGGAUGGUGACCCUCAACUAUACUUCAAACCUGUUUGGGAAUUCGUAUAAUUUUUUGGAACUUACAACAAGAGUAGAAGGUUUCGAGCAAUUACUUUUAUCCACUAUUAACCUUGAAAGUUGGUUGAACGAAGAAAGCAUAUUUAAUCAAAAAGGGCUUAAAAAUGUUAUGGAUGCUUUGAACAAUUGGGUAAGCAGUAUGAAGCGGUCCAGUUAUGACACACCAUCAGAUAGUCCGAUCAGAAGCAACAAUUCUUACCUUAACGUAGAGGCUAAUAAUGAGCAACACUUAAAAAUUCCAGUGCAGAACGAUGGCAAAUGUGAACACAAAUAUUGUCGCCCGAAGCGUUCAUUGGAAAUAAAAGAUGUGAAUGAAUAUAGAUCAAAGCUGCGGCGAGACAUAGACAAUUUAGGCUAUAAACUUAAGUACGACUAUAAUAAUCCAAAACUACAGUUUGGACUACGAAUAUUUGGAAAUGAUUUGCAUUACUACACUGUAAAUGGGUUUCCAGAAUUUUAUGAACUCACUAACAAGUUUAAUAUUCUUGAAAAGGCCUCAGAACUAUUAACAGGCAAAGAAAUCACUUUCACAAAAUCAAAUAUAUUCGUGGAAGCCUCUUAUGUAGCGCCUUUAAUGGUUGGUUUACCGUUAUCAAUAGAUUUGUUUGGUGCUUCUGCCAUUGACGUUCGUGCGAAAGGCAAUCUCGAUAAAAUGGAAUCAUCCUUUUCCGGCUUGAGUUUUGACUUUAAUGGUAUGAUAAAACCAACGGUACUAGUUGAUUUAAUCGGAACAAUGAAAUCAGAUAUGUUUUAUGCACAGUCCGGUGUUAAGGUCAAAAGUACAUUGUAUUCAAACUCAGAAAUAGGAAGCGAACUAAAUGUUCGGGGCAAGAACGCGGUUUCGUUAUCAUUUACGUUACCACAAAAUAUAAGCGAAAUUUUGAGUGUUCAGUCAGAGCUAUUAAAAAUAACAAGAAAUGGAGAUGAACCACAACCGGGUAUUGGAAGCCGCUGGUCAGAGUCCGCCUGUACACCGUCUUGGGUGGACGCUGCAAUUGGCCUGAAAAUGUGUCACAAUAGCAGCAUUCCUCAUUUAAAUGAAUACAAAGGAAAAUUACAUCCUAGUCUUUUACUGAGCGGUCCAAUGAACUUCACCUUUGCUGUAACUAAAUCUGAUCAGGCAUCGAAAAAGUGGACUAUCGAAUAUACUUCGACUAAAAGCGAAAACGAAAAUAAUUCCAAUUCCUCUCUUAUUUUCUAUACUCCUGGAUCUACCAUUGAACGCUCCAUUCUAGUCAAUGUUAGCACUGAGCCAGAAAAGUUCAAUUCAUCAAUAAUAUUUACUCAUGGUGUCAACAAAGCAUCCGCCGUUUGUCAGUACAUAGGGAAAACAAGUCACAGACAGUUUGGUAUUUUAGUGAAUGCAAACGGCAUGCGUACUUUGGACUUAAACGUAGAACUGCGAAGACAACAAGAACGAAAUGUAUUGAUUUACAAACCGAAAAUGUUAUUGGCCGUAAACGGUGUCAACAUAACAGGCUCUGUGGGAUCAAUUCGAAUUAAUGAGAAAAACGGCAUUGCCCAAAGCGAUUUGGACAUUUCUUUUGAGACUCGAAAGCUGCAAAUGCUGAUAAGAGGAAUCGUCGUGCAGACUGAAGUUACAAAAUCAGCAAAUUUCACAAUAAACUAUAGGUUUCAAGCAAAUAAGAUAGAAAGCAUAAAUAUUGAAGGGCGCCUAUCCAGUUCUGGUGAUAAGUCUAAAAUAGAAUACGCCGGGAAGAUGAAACUAAGAACUUCAGCACAUCCCAAAUUAAAUUUUGCUUCAAACGUGACCUGGCGUUCAAUUCAAGGUCACACCGAAGGUAUUUUGACAUUUAAUAACGGCUUGAAUUUUAGUGAUCCCGAAUAUACCAGCGUUUGGCAUUUAAUACUUUCACGAGCAUACUCAGAGGAAAACAUUUGGGAAGGUUCGCAUUCAUAUGCCAGUUUCAAUGUUGUUAUACCUCGAUCCAAGGUCAACUUUAAGUUAUUGUUAAGGCAUGAGGAACGUUUAAAAAAUGGCAGUGAGCAUAAUGUUUUAGCUGAAUUUCAUCUGAAUCCAGAAAAGAAUGCCACAGUUUUAUUUUCCAUUUUAAUCCCACGAAACGAAUUACUUACAUGUGAUGCUUUUUUCAACAUCACCGUAGCAAAGUUUAGCUCCUGUCAUGGGCAUUUGAAAUUUGAAGAGAAGAAGCCUAAGACAUACAUGGUUAAUUUCAACGGUACGUGGUUUACGAAAGAGUUUGUUGUCAUUAAAGCAAAUUACAAGGAUCGCAGUACCAGUUUCCAAGCACUGAAAAUGAUUGUGAGCAGCCCUUCAUUUAGCUUAAUAACGCUUAAUGCCAUGUAUCGGAGGGGACAAAAUAUAGUGUUAAGCAAUUUUAAUGUAAAAUAUGGCGAGGAACCAUAUGGUGCAAUAGUUAAACUUAUUUCCCAACCAGCCAAUAUGAACAGUACUAUUUGUGAAGUGCACAUAAAUUUAAAAGAGAAGGCGUAUUGGUUAAACUCUAGCAUAUCGACGAAAGAACCAAAAAUGUUGCAAAUGGAACUUCAUUUGGAUAAACUUCGGGACCUUUAUUUGAAAUCCAGCUUAGUAAAUUUAGUGGAUGAAAAGGAAGUGUCCCUGGAACUGAAUUGGGACAUGAAUCGAGAUCCUUCGCAGCGUCUACUUCUAUUAGCUGACUACAAGAAGCCUUCUAACUGGAAACAUACUGGUCAGAUUUUAGUCUCUUAUCCUGAUCGCACAAUUAGCUGUGCAGUAAAUGUAUUCACCGAAGGGCCCAAGUACCAUGGAGAUUUGCAUGCAUCAUGGGAAAUCAAUGAGGCAAUAACCCUUAAGUACAAUGUUGGUUUGUUGCCCAUGGACAAUGUUAAUCAUUGGCUGCAUGUAGAAAUUCAAACACCUUUCAAUAAUUGGGCUAUGAACAGUAUUGAUGCGGGAGUCUACAACAACGGAAAUUUAUUAUUGGCAAAUACGUCGCUAAUUUGGGGUGAAAAUCAAAACAUUAAAUUAAUUUGGAAAAGCGACGUAAAUAUGGAGAAAAUUCCAACACUGCUGGAUAUUCGAUUUGGUUUGAACAGUACGAUUUUAGAAAUGCCUUCAAUCAACUUGGAGAUUAGGAAUAUGCGUGACUUGAACAAAUUAGACAGUGGCGUAAGUUUACGUUACAGUAGUGCCAAUGACACUGUGAAAAUUUAUUGUUGGAAGUCAAAGUGGGAACUGAGUAAAGACGAAAAAUUCCAAAACGUAAGUGGCACAAUAUUUGUAUUGACCCCUUACAAAGAGUUUUGGAAAGGUGGAUUAGCUACAAAGUUCAGCUUAAGCAAUAGAAAAGAAAUAAUUGGAGCGGCUUCAAUAACAUUUAACUUACGAGAAAUCACGUUAACCGUGGAUGGUUAUGUUGAGAAUUUGCAUGAUAACAUGAUAACGAUUAAUAUCACUACACCUGUCAGCAAAUUCCGCCAUAUUAAAUGUCGCUUUGGUUUGAAUGAAAAAAGAAGAAACGUUGUUGCUGAAAUUCGUACACCCACCACAGCACUGGGCGCUGAAGUUUUGUUGGAUGUUAAAUCUUUGGCCGAUUUUGAUGUAAAGUUGAGUAUAGCUACACCUAUCGAAAAUCUCAGGCUUGCCGCCUUGUAUGCGAAAUUAAACAGGAAUGCUGUAGAUAUGCGAGGUGAAUGGAAUAAUGUUACUCUUGGUUUUACAGGAAUAUCCUACAUGAACGAUUUGAAAGAUUUCGAAUAUUCCUGCAAAAUUUUUACACCACUUCAAGACUUCGAAGAGCAUGGAUUUGUGAUAAAGUUUUUGAAAAAAGAUAUUUUUGUGCUGAAUUUGCAUUUUAAAUUUUCGCAUUACAAUUGCGGAAUAAAAAUGAAUGGAAAACCAAAAUCGCUGAUUCUAAAACAGCUCGGUGAAAAGAUAAUUGAAUUAGAAGCAAAGUAUGAUAAAGACUUCAAACCUCCAAAAGUUGUUGAGACUGAUUUCGCUGAUUUAGAAUAUGAUGAAUAUUUCGCUUACAACGUGGAAUUUGUACUGGAUUUGUUGGUUUGGCCUACCAUCGAAGGAAUGGUGGAUGUUGAAGAAAUAUUAGACUAUUACUUUACUGUUGCCAAUAUUAAACUACCACAAGGUCUUGUCGAUAUACAAAACAAUUUAUACUUUCCGGAUUAUUUGAAUGUUAUCAAUGUAUUAAACGCAGAAACGCCUUUUGAAAUAGCAAAACAUCUGAAAUUAAUUAUAGAGCACAAUGUCGACUUGAAUUUCCAACAUCUUCAUGAGAAAGUGAAAUGCUUAAUCACCAAAAGUGAUUUAGUGAGUGGAAUAGGCAUUGAUGUUGUCUACUUUAAGUCCGCCGAUUUGAUAGAACAACCGGAGCACAAUAUAAAGAUAAAUUUGGAGCUACCAACCAAUAAGACCGUGGAUAUAACUGGUAAAAUGGAUUUAGAUGACAACAUGUUUAAGGGUUCUUUAAAAACUAUUGUGGGCGACAAGAGUCUAUCGAUGGCACUAGCUUUUGAGUCUGAGGAAAAUUUUCUCGAAGUAACUGCUAAUUAUGGGUUAGAAGAAAAUAUGUCACCACGACACAAUAGCAGUAUUUAUAUAAAGCAAGAAUUUUCUGGAGUUGAUAAGUCGCUUACAGUAAAACUGGAAUUAAAUAAAGAAAAUGCUGUAAACAAGCUGGACGCUGAUGUGGCAUGGCAGGUUGGGAAUGACAACGUGGAGAUUAUUUCCAAUGGCAAAUAUUUAAGCACAGAACUGCAAUUGAAGUCGUUUGAAUACUCAUUUCUAUUAAAGAAUAAUGAUAAGCCACAGCUUAAUAUUGAUAUGAAAUUUUUGAAUCGAAAUAAUUUGAUCAUGGUUUAUGGGAUACGAGCAGCAAAAUUCGAUGAAGUAAUAAACGCGGAAAUUUGGACACCAAUGGAACAUUUUAAAAACGUUUCCCUUCAUGGCACUAUGACUCCUAUAAAUAACGAUCAAUAUAGAAUUGACGGAGUAUUCUAUCGAGAUAUGGUUACUUAUAACCUUAAAGGUGUUGUUCAGAUUCAAAAUAGAUACCCGAUUAAUGUGCGUCUGCAAACGAAAACUUUAUCUGGUGGUUCCGAUGGUAUUAUUGAAUUAAAUGUUAAAAACAAACAAAAUGCCUUAGAGUAUCAAUUUGAUGCAAAAGAAAAUGGAAAAAUAUUUAAAAUGUACGGCACGUUUUCAUAUCAUAAUUUAACUGGUCUUGAGUUUUCCGGGCAAGUGGAGUCAACAGAAGCUGAAGUUAAUCGAAUUUCUUUUAAGGGCAGUUACAAAUUCCCUGCACUUGAUCGGACUACAGCCAGUUUGUCUUUCGAAACACCCUGGGCUGAUAUGGGUGUACAGAAAGUAAAUAUUUGGUCCCAAGUAGAUAGACGAUUAGAUAUGGGUCAAAUAAGCGGAGGUUAUAAAUUUGAUUCCUAUUCGGGAGUUGGAAAAUGCGAAUGGACCUGGAGUCCAGAGGAAGACAUGCGUCUUUUGAUAGAAAGUAACAUUGAUCAUCCAAAUGAAAACACAAGCAUUCUGUUUUCUGAAAUAAAAUACGUAAAUCCUAAUAAAAAUUUUAAGGACUUAGGUAUUGGAGGCAAAUUAAAUCUCAGUUCACUUUGGUAUUUUGAAACAAAAGCUAGCUUAAAUUAUGAAUCGGAAAAUGAUAUUAAGUUUGGAUUAUUAACACACUGGCCUUUAGUGGAGAAUGAUAUAUAUGAACUAGUUGGUCGGUAUCAAGGAAAUCUGAUUAGUAGACAAAGCCAAGGCUUAGACGUGUCCGUUGAAGGGAAAUAUUCAGCGAAAAAAUCUAAACAAAGUUAUUUAACGCACCUAAUAUAUAGAAAUACUACAGAUUUAUAUAGUAUGGGUCAAGUUGAAUGGAAUAUAGCUGGUAAGAAUAGUACAAUACAAGCAGAAGUACAAAUGUUGAGAAAAAUGAAAGCUCGUCGAGAAAUUAGUGCAAAAUUAAUUACACCAAAAUUUGAAAAUGAGGCUACUCUGAAUUUAUUUGGUACCUAUGAUCAGUUGAAAGAUAGCUACCAUUACGUUAAUUGGACUGUCAACUAUCCAUCUACAAAAAAGAUUGCCGAUAUAGACCUAACCAUUCAGUCCUUUGCCAACUUAAAAGGAAAAUUAAAUUGUAUGACGCCGUUCUCGAAGGCACCAUGGAUCGAAACUGUGUUGAAAUUCAGCACAAACAGCGAAAAUAACUACCGCUUUUGUCGAGUCGAUUGGCCGACAGACUUCGUCCUUAUCAUAUUGAAUAAUACCUAUGCACGUAAAGCAAACGAAAACAAAAUAGAUGGAAAGAUACAACUGGAAGUUCCCUUCAAUACGCGCCAUUACGCCGAUAUUAUAUAUAAUCUCGAUCAAUAUCAACGCAAGGACAAUGGCAAUAUCAAAGUAACGUACAAUAAGAAAGAGAUUCUCAAAGGAAUUUAUCAGCGCAAAGAAGAAACAUAUGACAAAUUCAAAGAAACAACUGAUAUUUCAUUAGAGAACGAUUUUAGGUCAAUAGGAAUUCAUUUCGUAAAUAGUUCUGAAUGGCGUAAUGAAAAUAGUUAUUUGAAUAUAAAGCAUGCAGAGAUUUUUGAUCUACACAAUCAAACAAAAUUCAACUUGACAUGGGAGUUGUAUGACUCGACUUCGGGUUCUGAAAAGGAGUUUAAACUGGUUGCCAUUCAUCCAAAUCGUACGGUUAUUCUGACGACCAAUUAUGAUAAGUCCUCUAUAUAUAAGAUUAAUCACCGAACUAAACUAGAACUAUCGGACGCAGCAUGGAUCGGUUACAGGAUUGUAUUUGGAAAAAGCAACAAGCAGAAUAAGAAUGAUGCUCGAAAUUUGUUGGCUGAAUUAUCAUAUCCAAAACGUAAACUCACAGUAGAUGGAUAUUACGUAACGUCAGCAGAUGUCUUCACCUCUAAUAUGACCUUUUCAUGGUCGGCCGCACUGAAUAAUAAUACCAAAGUGGUGCGCACAAGUCUUUUGUGGCGCAUAGAACCUCUAAGCCAAAACGAUCGAGACAACCAAACGAUAAUAUUUUCAUUAGGACACGAACUUUUGGAAAAGGAUUUAUUAAUAAAGGGAAAUUUAUAUCGUGGUAUUAAGGAUAUAAUCAAAGCAAACGUACAUAUAGACUAUUCAUACGAUCCCCAAAAUUUGAUAGAAGUCAACGCUUUACUAACCGACUUAAGCAGUAGAAAUGAUUAUACAAAAUAUGCCGUUAAGUUUUUGGCGUAUCAUAAAGCUUCUCAAAUCAACGCACAAUAUAAUGGAUCGGCAAAUCAUUCACCUUUACUUUUUAAAAUAGAAUCAAAUUCUUUAUAUCAGAGAGAUUACUUCCAGGAAAAAGUUGGCGCAUUUUUGAUACUAUUAGAUUUGAACCAAAAAGAAGUUGCGUAUACGCGGAAAUCACCAUAUCGAACGGUACACCUAUGGCUUCAACCACAUCUAAGUUAUCCUGUUUAUGGAAUGAAUGCUACAUUUUUGAAUACGCCCGAUGAUAAUAACUCUGGGUUCGUUUACGUUGAUAUUCAUAAUAAAAUUGCGAAAGCGUAUUUUAAUUUAACCGAAGACGGAGUUCACAAUCUCCAUAUGCUUGGUUAUAUACCCGACUCACGUCAUAGCUAUAUUGACAUUUGGCGCAACUACGAGGAAGUAUACAUCGUUGACGUCACUUCCUACCUAAAUUUGAAUCAUUCAAGACAAAUAAGCGGACGUUUACACUGGCGCCCCAAAAUAAAAAGUGAAUUGAAAGAGAAAGCUCGUAAUAUUAAAAAUGCUUUAUUGAAUUCAUUCAACGAACAUAUUGAUUUUUGGACAAAGUCGCUUUACGUAGAAGCGUUGUCUGCAAUAUCGGAUGUUUGGCAAACAUCUAAAGAGUAUAAUAAGGAUUUCAUUGAUGAUCUUGCCCAGCUCAGUGUUCUGGAGGAAGACUUAGAAGAUUUACGUGAAUAUUUAAAUAGAUCAUAUGAAGCAAAUGAUUUUUACAUUAAAUCUGUUGUAAACUUUUCACUUACCAUACUUGAUGAAGUAGCUUUUCGCGAUCAAUUUGAUUCGUUGCCUGCCAUAUUCAGCGAGAUACGUCAGGUUUUGGGAGAAUCCGGAAAAGCUUUACGUCAAAGCAUUAUACAAUUAAUUGAGAUGAUUAAGACUAAUUACAACAAUAUUUUACAGACGUUUAACAACUUCUUCCACGGGCAGCCGCUGAAAUACUUCACCGACUUAAUGGAGAAAGGUUUCGAAAAGUAUGAAAAGUUUGUGAAAGAAAUACAUAUAUCAUUUAUAAACCAAGUAGAAAUCAUGUGGAAUAAAUUCUCAAAUCUAAUUUCCACAUAUACCAAAGAGAUCCUUAAGCGUUUGGAACCAUAUAUAUUCAGAGCAAUGAGUUUUAUCGAAAAGACAGCUUGGGAUUUCAGCAAAGAGAUUUUCAAUUACAUUAAUGAACGGACAAAUGAAAUGGCAGAGUCAACAUAUUUUAAUCAAGUGUCCUCUUUUGCCCAAGACAUAGAGAAUUUGUAUAAAGAUAUUAAGGCACAUGAUUCAAUAGAGAAUAUAAAAAAAUACAGUAAUAUCGCUUGGAAAUUUAUCAAAGAGAAAUACCAAAAGGUAAUACCAUUCGGAACAGAAAUAAGCGAGAUCGUUAUGGAAAUAUGGGAAGAAAUUAAAGAGCUGGAAAAAAUAAGGCAGGUACAAUUUGUUAUCAGUAAAUUUAAAGAAGUAUCGUCUAAAAUAGAAUGGUUGGAAGAAGAAUUGGAAAUAAGAAAAUAUUUGAAUCAUCUAUAUGCUCUACUUCGAAACAAAUUACAAAAUAUUGCGUUGAAUGCCUUAGAAGUAACCGAUAUGUAUCGUGAAGCAAAAACUAAAUUCUUCUUUGAUCCUGAGGUGGGUGAAAUUGAUUUGGAACAAAAAUUACCGAUAUCGUGGCACGCUUUUAAUGAAACGCCGCAAUUCCAAGAGAUUCCAGAGCUCAAAUUAUUAAGGCAACUUCAAAACAUAUUAACAGCCAAUAAUAUGUCGCUUCUGGAGCAUUUAUAUGAUUGGCGAUCGUAUUUAGAUCCUAAGAAAUGGCUACCACAAUAUUAUUCUCGUGCGUAUUUGAUUGACACCAGGUUUUACAUAACUCACGACAAGCGAUUUGUCAGUGUCGAUGUUGACACUAACGGCUUCAACAACUGUACUUAUGUUUUAUCUCAUGAUUUUUGGAACAGUACAUUUACACUAACAGUCGAUUUCUCGGAUGUGGCAAAGUUUAAUCUUCUUGUUAAAGACUAUGUAUUCCAAAUCGAUCUAAUAUCCGAUACUUUAUACUUCAAUGGAACUUCAAAUCCGAUGCUGCCCAUCACUCUCGAAGAUUUGUUAGUGCAUAAAGACUCAGAUGUUCUGUCAAUAAAUUUGGACGGUGGAUUCAAAUUUGAGUGCAAUAUGAAAUUUGAUUUGUGUUGGUUUGAGACUAGUGGACGAUAUUUCGGUAAAACUGCCGGGCUAUUAGGCACGAUGAACAACGAGCCUCUUGAUGACUUUAUUACACCGUCUAACACAAUUGCUUUAUCUAAUGAUGCCUUUACUGGAGCUUGGAGUACAAGUAGCUGCAGUAAAAAGUCUGUUGGGAAAUUGUUGAAUAACCAAACUAAAGAGCUCAGCGAAACAUGCCGACAACUGUUUUCAUCUUUAGCUUAUUGCUCAAAUAUUGUGGAUCCAGAACCCUUUAUAAACAUAUGUUUGGAAUUAGGUUAUGAAUCUUAUAGAGAAGAUCCAAAACGUGCAUUCCAUAAAAAACUAUGCACCUCUGUACUUGCAUAUAUUGAAGUAUGCCAAAGAUCUAAAGUACCGAUACGGAUGCCUCAGCAGUGUGUAUUUUGUGAACUUACGAACGGUACGUCUGUGGCUGAAGGCGCAUUUGUGGAAUAUCACGACAAUUUUGCUUCUCGCAGUAGCGACAUCGUCUUUUUAGUAGAAGCAAACACAUGCAACACAUUUAAUAACGGUAAUCAAAGCUUCGGAUAUAUGAUUUCAGCCCUGGAAGAACAGUUGCAACGCCAGAAAUUUAUUAAUAACAGAUAUGCGGUUGUUGCCUAUGGAUCACAACGGUCGCCAUUCAAUUAUCCACGCAUAAUUUCGUAUCGAAAUGGUGUAUUUGUUAAUAACACUGACCAAUUAAAUGACUAUCUUGCACAUGUAACAACUCUUUCAAAGAGUGAGGACAGCUCCAAUCCGAAGAGUGAUAUAUUGCAAGCUAUCUUGAAGGCAUCUAGAUUAAAUUUCCGACCGGGCAUUUCUAGAACAUUUAUAUCAUUAUCCUGCAGCCGUUGUGAUAUAAAGCAAAUGCGUUUCGAUUACUCUUCGAUAUUGCAAUAUUUAAUUGAUGAGGGCGUUAGUUUGCAUAUUCUCACUAACGCCGACAUUAACUUUGAUAAGUCUCGCAAAGUUCGUCAAUAUUAUGGAUUCGAUAAGCAGUUUGUGUAUUCUAAUCGUAAUCCGGAAGGUGAUAGCGAAAUGCGACCUACACUCCUUAUAUCAAAAAGCAGUCUGGGAGUGUGUACCCCAUUAGCUAUAGAGAGUGGUGGAUCAAUUUUCAGCAUAAGAAAAACGAUGACUGAACGAAAGAAUUCAAUGAAGCGUUUUGCUAAUAUUUUUGCGAAGCGUGUAGUGCAAAGUUCCAUACCCAAUGGCAGUCAGACUUGUGAGUGCGUUGGACAUAACAACGUUUUGGCCUAUAUGGUGUGUACACCAAGUGAAGAUCAUAAUCAAGGAUCAAGUUAUGGUGAAAUUGAUUCAGAUUUCUCUGACUGGGACUGGCAAACAGAAGAUUAUGAUUUGGAAUGACAUCGAGUAUCUUUAAUAUACCAUAAUGCAACAUAAUAAAAAUAAAAGUAAAAAAAUCA